AUAAAAUACGCUAACGCGUAUAUCAUUUCAUAAGAAAAUGAAUUACCUUGUAUUCAUUUUUCCCUUUCUGUUCUUCGCUAUCGUUCCUGCCACAACACUAAAGCUCACGGCUUAUCAGACGUGCUACAAAGAGUGCAAUAACAAAGUGUAUGAGGAACCACUAAAAUUCGUCAGUAAAAACUCUAAGGCCGAGUUAAAGGACGCAGAGAAGGAGUUCACGUGUUACAAGAGGUGCUAUGAUCGUCUGACAGACAAAGAGCGUCAGGACAAUAAGCAAAGGAUCAGUACAUUGCCACCAGUUUUGAAAGCGCUCUUGCAGAAAGUGUUGAGGUCAAAGGCAAAGAAAUAAGAAACAUCAACUUUACGAAUUGCAAUAA
Messenger RNA from Cylicocyclus nassatus, 377 nucleotides. The record is from the annotation of a GenBank genome assembly. Lineage: Eukaryota; Metazoa; Nematoda; Chromadorea; Rhabditida; Strongylidae.